UCCUCUUUGAAAAUAUUGCAAGUUUGGGAGAGAGGCGGGCGCUGAGGUGUGUGAGUGAGGGGCGCUGCGCUCUGUUGGUGCCCAGGACAUUUAUUAGUCUGGUCUGUUUGUGCUCGGCGGCUGCUGGUCUGAGGGAGGCGUACAGCAGCAAAUCCCAAGGGGGCGCUCAGACAGGGGACAGUGCUACUGUGAAGUGAAGCCCUUAUUAGGAGAGUAAAGUUGGACGGUGGGAAGAAGGCUGUGCCCUGCAUGUACCGAGCCUGCUGUGGAUGCGGGUCCCACUGUCUGGGUGCUCACCCUGCACAUGAUACUCAGCCCCGCUGGGGACCUAUAAAGGAUGAAGCUACCCUCCGGGGUGUCCGUGCGUGUUACUGCCGGGGUGUGUGGGUGCUGCUGAGGGCUGUGUGGGUUGCCUCUGUGCCAUGCUGGGCACAACCCUAGGCUGGCACUAGCACAGGAACAUGGGCACAGGGAUGUGCAGCAGGAGGCAGAAGAGUCUGCUCCAUACAGGCUUCUGUGUGCUAUUAGUGCUGGCCUUGGCCACCGGCAUCUUCCUAUACAAUCAUAUCGUACAGAAAGCCAAGAGCUCCGAAGCCCUGGCCCUGAGAAACAAGCAGCAGCAGGAGGCUCUGUCUGCCCAGCUACAAGUGGUCUAUGAACACCGCUCAAGGCUAGAACGUUCUUUGCAGAAAGAAAGGAGUGAACAUAAGAAGACAAAAGAAGAUUUUUUAGUCUAUAAACUGGAAGCACAGGAGGCUCUGAACAAGGAGAAGCAAGAUUCCAUGAAUCGCUAUGGGGCUCUCAGCUCACAACACCAGAUUCUCAAGAACCAACACGAUGACCUUAAGAAGCAACUCUCAGAUCUGCAAAAUGAGCACAGCAUUCUAAAGCUGGAACAUCGGAAAACAUUAGAGACCCACAGUCAGAGACUUUCUCAGCUGCAGAGGGACAAGGAGAAAGAGAUGCUUGGCCUGCAAGAUACAAUACUUAAGCUACGUGAAGAAAGCAAGCUCCUAAGGAAGGCUCACAAUGAUGUCCACACGCAGCUUCGCAAUGCACAGACACAGAUGGAUGAAUUCCGGCAGCUUAAGGAUGCAUUGAAGAAAAUGCCAAGUUUUAAGAACUCCGUUCCUGAAACUGAAAACCUGCAGGUGCCAUCUAAUAAGCAGGUUUCUCACUUGAGUGAAGCACAGAAACCCCAGCAAAAUUAUAGGAUAAUGCCUGAUGGGCCAGUACCUGGAGCAGAAAUUAAGAAGGUUUCACGUGGGCCAGUUCACAUACAACAGGACAGUGCAUUCUUUCAAAAUCAAAGCCCCUCAGAAGGGGUAACCACUCAUGGGUCAUGGACACGGAAUGAGAGCGUCAGCCAUGUAGUACGAUUUGCCAGGACAGUAAACAGCCUGCAGAGUCUCAAGAAGGAUGCAAACCAACAAGUGAAGGCUAAAGUGAGGCAAGACACAGUUCCAGAGAUUGAAAUUAUUAGUGAUUUGCCAGCUGUCCCGGGCAGAGAGAGGCUUACAGUGAAGGUUGCCACUGCCAAGGAACAGGUUCCAAUUCAGAGCUGGCAAGCCAUUGUUAACAAGGUAAAUGCCAGGAUGACGGAAAAAGACAUCAGAUUUGGUGCAAGUGAAGCUGCUGCCAAGCAGGAGAUCGGUUAUGCCAAGUUACCUGUGGAUAAAUGGGACAAAGAGGCGGCACUUCCACCCAGCUACAAAAAGCCAGAUAAUAACGAAGAACUGGAAAUGGAUGCUGGGAUGAUUGACAGAGAAGAAAACCUGCAGUCUCGGAAGCAGCACGUCGCACAGGAGCCACUGGUUCCAGAUGAUGCUGCUGAUCCAGCCAAAGAUCCCAACAAUCAGGGGGAAGAUGAGUUUGAGGAGGCAGAAGUUGUUAGGCCUGAGUUUGAUCAUAAAGCAGCUGCUGCAAAGCAACCAGUUCAGCCCCUGGCAGCAAAGGUGGCACAUGAAGCUGAGAGAUCCAGAGAAGAACCAGAAGACCACUACCAGGAUGACCAGGAACAAGACCUUGAGGAACAUGGAGGUGAGCUUGACAAUGCGGACGACUUGGAUGAAGAUCACAAAAGGGCAGAUAUCCAGGAUAUAAAAAGCAAGAGAGAUGACUAUUACUGACUUGCCUUCUAAACUCCAGCUCUGAAAUAGAGAGCAGAAGGAUAGAGUGGCCCUUAGGGCAGUGCUCUAUGUUAUUCCAUGCACUGUGUAGAGCACACUCGGGAUGCUGCAGUACAGAAUGCUGCUCCUAGGGACAGGGGCCUGACACUCUCUGCAAGCACAGAGCUGGACUGUGGCCAGACUGCUUACAGAGCGAUGGUUCUUUAUUAACACAUGUGCUUUCACUUUGUUUCUCACCAUGGAGAGAAUGUAUAAAUCUCUUAUCCCUGCAGGCAGUCUUGCUGUGUUCAACUCGUGCCUGCAUAUUUUUCUAGGGAUGUCAAGACCAGCAAAGCCAUUAUUGCAAAAACCAACCUUUAAGUGUUCAAUGUUGUUUGUCUGUUCUUAAUUAUUCACCAAUACAAAUCAUUUUCAACAUUGUAAA
Molecule: messenger RNA, 2553 nt
Organism: Xenopus tropicalis (tropical clawed frog)
Lineage: Eukaryota; Metazoa; Chordata; Amphibia; Anura; Pipidae
Product: Golgi integral membrane protein 4
Exons: 14
Coding region: 462-2129 (555 amino acids)
Cellular component (GO): Golgi membrane
Source: RefSeq, a predicted model, not a curated record